AUGACGCUCAGCAAUCCACAAAUAUCCACAGUAAUGUAUCAAAACAGCUCGCCACUUAACCAAUAUCAAAUGAAUAUUACCCCUAACACUAAGAUAAGUAAACCAAAUAAGUUUACUAGUAGUCGGUCUCAUUUCAAUACCAGUUAUAAUAAAUCACUGGAACCAAACCAUUCGUCAACUAAUAAUUAUAAUCUUCGAUCGAGUGUGGUUUUACCCUCGAUUUCGACGCUAGUAUCUGAUGUUUAUCAUCAACCUGCUCAAACUAAUAGUGUAGUGAGUACACCAGAGUCAUCGUAUCAAUAUAUGAAUUAUCCAUCAACGACUCAAUAUGGGGUAUACAAUCCUAUAACUCUGCCAAUAGGUAUUUCAAUGCCUCCUGUUCCGGUCAUUCAACUUCAAUUAGCAAACACUAUCCCUGUCCAACAGUUCCAACAAGUGGUAAAUAGUCCACCACAAGCGCUGCCUGUUGUUCGUUCUUCGUCAUUACCUUCAACAACGUCAACGUCAACGUCGAAUUCAAAUAAUAUGAUACAUCAGCAUUUAUCAAAAGUGUACGUAGAACAACAACUCAUGAAGAAUACAAAGGAAUGUCCCGUAUGUGGGAAAAUGUGCUCAAGGCCAUCCACUUUAAAGACUCAUUUCUUAAUACAUACGGGUGACACACCUUUUAAAUGUACCUAUCAUGGUUGUAAGAAGUCAUUUAACGUUAAGAGUAAUAUGUUUAGGCAUUUAAAAUGUCAUGAAAGGAAGAAGAAUAAGAAGCUACAAUGA
Messenger RNA from Naumovozyma castellii, 771 nucleotides. RefSeq lists its product as uncharacterized. Lineage: Eukaryota; Fungi; Ascomycota; Saccharomycetes; Saccharomycetales; Saccharomycetaceae. The record is from RefSeq and is a predicted model, not a curated record. The transcript has a single exon. The coding region runs from base 1 to 771 and encodes 256 amino acids.